GUGUAGGUGGUUGUGGCGGGCCGGAGAGUGCCCGAGUGACUUAACAUUCUCUACUGCAUUUUUGAACUUCGACGACCUGGGUUGGCCUGCUCACUGUGUGUCCCUGCGCUCCUCUGCUUCUCUGCUCCUUCGGUCUUGUGUGCUGGGGACACGUGGGCCUUUCCAGUUCCCUGCAGCCACCUUCGGUCUGUAGGAAGGCAGUGGCGCAGGGAGCGGUGGGAGCCCGCGGCUGCAGGGCUCAAGGUGGAGACGGCGAAGCGGUCUGCCCCACCCGCCACCCCCACCCGCAAGAUGCACAUCGCCGGUGCAGCCCGGGUCCUGGCCCCGCAACAGACCCAGUCCCGCCGCGACUUGGCAGCAGCUCCUCUUCGGCCCUUUGAGCUCUUCCCUCCUUAUUUCUCAGUCGCAUGCUACAGUGCGAUUCUUUUAUUUAUUUGCGAUUUUAGACAGUAUCCGCUGGCUCUCUACCAUGGACACUCAGUGCGGAUUUGGUUCUCUUAGGUAUGAACCCUGUGCUUCGCCUCCUGUGAGCUCCAAGUCUCAUUUCAUCAAUUUUGGGAUGCAUCAGUAUUUGGUGCUUACAGUAUUAUGGUUAUGUAAAUAUUGUUCCCAGCUGAGCUAUGCAGUACAUUGUGACAUUUUCCAUUUUGUGUUGUUUGUUUUCCUGGGAAUUCAUAAUAGCCUGUUUUCUUCUUGCAUCAACCUGGACACUCAGUGGAUCCUUUCAAAUCUGGACAUGACCUUCGGUUCUGGGAAGCUGGAAGGCCCCUCUGUCACCCCAGAUCCUGCCCAUCUCAGAUCAUGCUUGCAUCCUGACUUUGGACACAAUCCUUCCCAUCCGGAGACUCAGUUUCCUGCAUCUGCAGAGAGCGGGUUUGGGACGUUUCUCCUAGGAGUCAAGGAAAAUCCAAGAGGAAGAAGGAUCUACGGAUAUCCUGCAUGUCCAAGCCACCCGCACCCAACCCCACACCCCCCCGGAACCUGGACUCCCGGACCUUCAUCACCAUUGGAGACAGAAACUUUGAGGUGGAGGCUGAUGACUUGGUGACCAUCUCGGAACUGGGCCGUGGAGCCUAUGGGGUGGUAGAGAAGGUGCGGCACGCCCAGAGCGGCACCAUCAUGGCCGUGAAGCGGAUCCGGGCCACCGUGAAUUCACAGGAGCAGAAGCGGCUGCUCAUGGACCUGGACAUCAACAUGCGCACGGUCGACUGCUUCUACACUGUCACCUUCUACGGGGCACUAUUCAGAGAGGGAGACGUGUGGAUCUGCAUGGAGCUCAUGGACACAUCCCUGGACAAGUUCUACCGGAAAGUGCUGGAUAAAAACAUGACAAUUCCAGAGGACAUCCUUGGGGAGAUUGCUGUGUCUAUCGUGCGGGCCCUGGAGCAUCUGCACAGCAAGCUGUCGGUGAUCCACAGAGAUGUGAAGCCCUCCAAUGUCCUUAUCAACAAGGAGGGCCAUGUGAAGAUGUGUGACUUUGGCAUCAGUGGCUACUUGGUGGACUCUGUGGCCAAGACGAUGGAUGCCGGCUGCAAGCCCUACAUGGCUCCUGAGAGGAUCAACCCGGAGCUGAACCAGAAGGGCUACAAUGUCAAGUCCGACGUCUGGAGCCUGGGCAUCACCAUGAUUGAGAUGGCCAUCCUGCGGUUCCCUUACGAGUCCUGGGGGACCCCAUUCCAGCAGCUGAAGCAGGUGGUGGAGGAGCCGUCCCCCCAGCUCCCAGCCGACCGUUUCUCCCCCGAGUUUGUGGACUUCACUGCUCAGUGCCUGAGGAAGAACCCUGCAGAGCGUAUGAGCUACCUGGAGCUGAUGGAGCACCCCUUCUUCACCUUGCACAAAACCAAGAAGACGGACAUUGCUGCCUUCGUGAAGGAGAUCCUGGGAGAAGACUCAUAGGGGCUGAGCCUCGGACCCCACUCCGGCCCUCCAGAGCCCCACAGCCCCAUCUGCGGGGGCAGUGCUCACCCACAUCAUAAGCUACUGCCAUCCUGGCCCAGGGCAUCUGGGAGGAACUGAGGGCGCUGCUCUCACCUGGCUCUGUGGCGAGCCAUUUGUCCCAAGUGCCAAAGAAGCAGACCAUCGGGGCUCCCAGCCAGGCCCUUGUUGGCCCCACCAGUGCCUCUCCCUGCUGCUCCAAGGACCCGUCUCCAGCUGCUGAGAUCCUGGACUGAGGGGCCUGGAUGCCCCCUGUGGAUGCUGCUGCCCCUGCACAGCAGGGCCACUGGUGCCUGGGUGGAUGGGCCACUGCUUUGCCCAGCCUGGAUGCCAUCCAAGUUGUAUAUUUUUUUAAUCUCUCGACUGAAUGGACUUUGCACACUUUGGCCCAGGGUGGCCACACCUCUAUCCCGGCUUUGGUGCGGGGUACACAAGAGGGGAUGAGUUGUGUGAAUACCCCAAGACUCCCAUGAGGGAGAUGCCAUGAGCCGCCCAAGGCCUUCCCCUGGCACUGGCAAACAGGGCCUCUGUGGGGCACACUGGGUCACCCAGUCUUGCCCGCCACUGUUAUCGGUGUCAUUCACAUUUUCUGUUUUUUUUUUUUAAUUUAUCCUCUGUUGAUUUUUUCUUUUGCUUUAUGGGUUUGGCUUAUUUUUCUUGCAUGGUUUGGAGCUGAUUGCUUCUCCCCCACCCCCUAGGGUACCAGCAGGCAGAGCCUUGCCCUCUGCUCAGGCUGGGGUCCAGUGGGAGGGGCCCAAGGUCUCUGCUCAGAGAGGUGCAGGGGGAGCCUUCCAGCUCACUGUCCCUGAGGACUGGCUUGACAGGGGCUAUGGGUUUGCUUUGGUGGCGUUUUUUAAAAAAGAAAAUAUAUUUUUUUGAAAAAAUGA
This is a messenger RNA of Symphalangus syndactylus (siamang), 2822 nucleotides long. RefSeq names its product mitogen-activated protein kinase kinase 3 (gene MAP2K3). Gene Ontology annotation, biological process: MAPK cascade; protein phosphorylation. The record is from RefSeq and is a predicted model, not a curated record. Gene Ontology annotation, molecular function: MAP kinase kinase activity; ATP binding. NCBI's taxonomy places the organism in Eukaryota, Metazoa, Chordata, Mammalia, Primates, Hylobatidae.